AACGCCAUCUUUAAACCCCACAAGAGGCCAGCUACAGUUGUACACCGGGAUGAAAAAACACUAUCCGUACAGCAGGAUAUAACCUCAGAUCGCGAAAGAACGGACCAUAGCACCCUGGUCAAAUGAACAAUGACAAACAGUCCGGGGAUACCGUGAGGAGACGGUCACGGGACACCGCGAGUACCUAAAACUGUAUGUUAUAGUCUGACAACAACAAUAGACGGAAAGACAACAACAACGGACCAGCUCGCUAACUCGCCCGCUAGCAUCUAAUCAAAUGCUAACCGGAGGCUAGCUGACGUUAGCAACUUAACCAGCAAAUCGUUUUAAUUUGCCCAGACGCUUUCAUAGCCGGUACUGGUUCCCCAGAUACAUCUGCCGGGGCAGUCCAAUAUUUCUUUGCCACAUUUGAACCAUUUUUUUUGGCACAGAAAUCUGCGUUGUAGCUUUAGCUAACGUUAGCCAAGAGCUAAGUCCCGACUUCUCCCCCUCCCCAGCGGCCCAGCCGGAGAUGCGUGGAAGAUGUCGGUGUCGGGGCUCAAGGCCGAACUGAAGUUUUUGGAGUCCAUUUUUGAUCCAAACCACGAACGCUUCAGGAUCAUUGACUGGAAGCCUGACGAACUGAGCUGCCAGUUUAAUGUAACUGGGGAGAAGCCGUUAAUUAUCCACUGUAAUAUAACGGAAUCUUAUCCAUCUACGCCGCCAAUAUGGUUUGUGGACUCUGACGACCCGAGUCUGGCGCAAGUUUUGGAGAGGUUGGAAGAUGUGAGAAAGGGCAGCACCCUGCUUUUGCAGCAGUUGAAGAAACUCAUAUGUGAUCUUUGUCGGCUGUACAACCUUCCCCAACAUCCAGAUGUGGAGAUGCUCGACCAGCCCCUGCCAGCGGGUCCCGUGGCACAAGACCGAAAGCAUGGGACAGAAGAGGUCACAUCCGAAGAAGAGGAGGAGGAAGAGAUGGGAGAGGACAUAGAGGAUCUGGACCACUAUGAGAUGAAAGAGGAGGAGCCUGUGGAUGGGAAAAAAUCUGAGGAUGAUGGCAUCGAGAAGGAGAAUUUGGCCAUCCUGGAGAAAAUCCGAAAGAACCAGAGGCAGGACCACUUGAAUGGCGCUGUGUCUGGUUCAGUGCAAGCCUCUGACCGCCUGAUGAAGGAGCUUAGAGAGAUCUACAGGUCUCAGAGUUACAAGACAGGCAUCUAUUCCGUCGAGCUGCUUAACGACAGCUUGUAUGAAUGGCACAUCAAGCUGAGGACGGUGGAUCCAGAUAGCCCCUUACACAGCGAUUUACAAGUCCUCAAGGAAAAGGAAGGAAUGGAUUACAUUUUACUAAACUUCUCGUAUAAAGAUAAUUUCCCCUUUGAUCCGCCGUUUGUCCGGGUGGUUUCUCCUGUGCUUUCUGGAGGUUAUGUUCUUGGAGGAGGUGCCCUGUGCAUGGAGCUUCUCACCAAACAGGGUUGGAGCAGUGCCUAUUCCAUUGAGUCUGUCAUCAUGCAAAUCAAUGCCACUUUAGUCAAAGGAAAAGCCAGAGUGCAGUUUGGAGCCAACAAAAAUCAGUACAAUCUCGCCCGAGCACAGCAGUCCUACAAAUCCCUGGUCCAGAUCCACGAAAAGAACGGCUGGUACACCCCCCCGAAGGAAGACGGCUAAGACAGACUCCUGCCUUUCCUGCACUGGGACCACAUGCUUUCGAUUCCUUUUUUCCUUGUGACCAAUAUCUUUUUUUUUAUUUUUUAUCCUGCGAAACCAUUUGGCUCUCUCGCAUGAGAGUUUGAACUUCAAACCAAAUUCCUCAUUCAGUGCCCGCCCAGAAACUAGCUCACACACGUACACACACACACUCAGAGACACACAUCUACCUAAAACGGACCUCCAAGCUCAUUAUUUAUCUCUGUACGUCUAUUGUCCGACAAAUCGGAUUUUUCCCACUGCGACAUUCAUCCCAUACUCCAAGAAAACAAUCGACUCAACAUUGCGCACUCUGUCUCCCCUUUUUGGUUUUUGGCGUUACGGCAAGCCAAAGGCUGCUCGCCGGCUGCGAGUUGAAAGGGUGCCGCGUGACUUUAUCCGCCAGCGGCGUCCAGCUGCUCCUCCGGACACCUCCUCUGAGGCCGCGGACUGGAUGGCGAUGUGAUGGGGCGGUGGCCCGGGAGGGACAUUUAAAUGCUGGUGGUAGAAGAACCACUCUCCUUUUCUCUCCAUGGACGUCCUCUGUAAUAUUGUGCUCACGUAUUAUCUUCGCAAUGCCGAGAUUCCUCAUCUGGGAGUAACACGGCGUCCGGGGCUAGCUUGCUUUUCAAAAAAAAAAAAAAAAAAACAUUUUUUUUUUCUCCUAUGUUUUUAAACCCCAAGAAUGGGGAGGAAGACGGAGAGACUUUAGCGGCCCAGGUGGGACAGCACAUAAUGAAGAACAGCCUCUUGUUGGGGACCACCGCCAUCGUCACCACCAGCAACUGGACGACUCCCCCCUCGCAGGAGAGGUCUGGUGUGUUGGCGGCCCAAGAAACAUGACCAGGCCAAGCAGGGGCAUGUUUCAGGUUGGGAUCACACUGUAAUGUAGUUGAUUUUAACUUCACCUGUAAACAUGUAAAUUUGUAUUUCUGCAAAAAUGAUUUAAUUGUUUAUAAUGUAACCUUGUCUGGGUCUUUGACUGGGCAAAGACUGUAUUACUAUAAACCCUUGACUAUUAAAAGCAGGGGUGCCGCAACUUCUCCAGACCCAUUUAGAAUAAGAAAAAGAAGUGGCUUCAUGGAUACUCUUGCAGAAGGAAACAAAAGUUCACCAUGAUCUGAUGUAAGCUUAAUGACUACUGCGUUUUUGAUCCUCUUUUUUUUAUUCUAUUGAUUUCUAAUCCUCUUGUUAUUGGCAGUACCAUCCCCUCUCCACUUUUUUUUUUUUUCCAAUAAUGGCACAGCUUCCAGAGGGCUGUCUGUUCACAUCGUAUCACUCGAACCGGAGGAACCUCAGUAAGGCUAUGCAGCGAGGAGACAAUUCUGUUGUACUGAGGAACGUGAGUCUUAUCAGCGUAGUCGCCUGCUUAGUUCUUGCAGCUUGUUUCACAUCCUGAAAGGGGCGGGGCGGGGCGGGGGGGGGAUAAGUGACCUUUUUACCGCCUGACUAUUCCGCGACCUCACGGCUGGUUUUAAAAUGCAGCCUGAUUCUUUUUUUCAAAUUCACAGCAAUAGUCUCGGGCCUAAUACCUUCCGGCUUCACACCUGGGAAGAUCGACUGGAGUCUGGUCCAUUUCCUGAAUAUUUGUGUAGGUUUG
Molecule: messenger RNA, 3262 nt
Organism: Pungitius pungitius (ninespine stickleback)
Lineage: Eukaryota; Metazoa; Chordata; Actinopteri; Perciformes; Gasterosteidae
Product: ubiquitin-conjugating enzyme E2 Q2-like
Exons: 13
Coding region: 523-1644 (373 amino acids)
Source: RefSeq, a predicted model, not a curated record